Molecule: messenger RNA, 2724 nt
Organism: Venturia canescens
Lineage: Eukaryota; Metazoa; Arthropoda; Insecta; Hymenoptera; Ichneumonidae
Product: major facilitator superfamily domain-containing protein 1-like
Exons: 8
Coding region: 610-2157 (515 amino acids)
Biological process (GO): transmembrane transport
Cellular component (GO): lysosome
Molecular function (GO): transmembrane transporter activity
Source: RefSeq, a predicted model, not a curated record
AGGAAAUAUAUACACAUGUGCUCUGCUGACCAUGCUGUUCGAUGGCAGCUGUUGAUCGCGCGUUGUCUCCGCCUCUUUGUUACGAUAUACAACAAUCAUAUCCGUGUUUUUGUUUGCUAGUUGUGACGCUAGUCAAUGAUUGAUCGAUCGUUGUCCGAGGAAAAAGCCUCGUUUCCAUGUGCUUUAGUUCAUUUUUAACCAUUUUUCUCUUUCUCCCUCGUCUUUCCUCAUCCUGCUGCUACUCUCGCCUGUGUCGUGUGUCGUCGGCAGUAUAUCUGCCACGCUGUUGGAUUACGCAUGGGGGUGUUAUUUUUUCCAUGUUAGACAUGAGAUGUAUGUCUAGCACUCUUUCCCCUCCUAUUCCCGUGAUUAUCCCCUCGGUGAAGCGAAAUUUAUCUCUGAAUCAUAAAUCUUAGUUCCGCGCGAUUUUGUUCGCGAGAUCUAAUUAAACUUUAAAACGGAAAAAACUGGUGAUCGCCUGUACAAAUAUUAUAUUUUUAUGGGUUUACUUGAAAAUUCGGGCAAAUUUGUUACAUUUACGAGCAGAAAAUACUUGUCAUUGUAUCAAGGAGCAGCAACCUGUGCGCACUAGUCGAGAGCAAAAUAAGAAUGGAAGGAGGAAUAAUGGAAAGUCCCGAGACUACUUUGACGAAUUCUGAAUACGAAGACGAUGCUGCACUCCAGGGAUGCUGCAGUCCCAAAAAACGACCGUACAGAUGGCUCGGGCUUGCUCUCAUGUGUUUUCUCGGUUUCGGAUCAUAUUUUUGUUACGACAAUCCUGCUGCUCUUCAGGACAACUUCAAACGAGACCUAGGUCUCUCAACCAGAAAUUUUGUUCUUCUCUACUCAAUCUACUCAUGGCCGAAUGUGAUAUUUUGUUUCAUCGGUGGAUUUUUAUUGGAUAGUGUAUUCGGAAUACGUUUAGGAACCAUGAUUUACAUGGCACUAACGAUGAUAGGUCAAUUAAUUUUUGCUACCGGAGCUACUCUCAAUGCUUUUUGGCUCAUGAUGCUCGGCAGACUUGUUUUCGGAAUUGGAGCGGAAUCAUUGGCAGUAUCGCAGAAUAGCUGGGCUGUAUUAUGGUUCAAGGGGAAAGAACUGAACAUGGUAUUUGGCUUACAGCUGAGUUUUGCUCGAGUCGGUUCGACAGUGAAUUUUCUAAUAAUGGAGCCAAUUUAUAAUUACGUCGCUACCACGUAUAGUGGACCAGAUUGCAUUGGCAUUGUUCUAUUCAUCGCAUCUCUGGCUUGUGUGUUUUCUAUGCUGUGCACAACGGCUCUUACUCUCAUGGAUAAAAGGGCAGAGAGAUUAUUGAAACGAGGGCACGGUGAAGAAGCGGAAAUUGUGCGCCUCAGCGACGUUAAAGAUUUCAAAGCUGUUUUUUGGCUAAUCACUGUCAUUUGCAUAGCUUAUUAUAUGGCUAUUUUUCCAUUCAUUGCUCUGGGAAAAGUAUUCUUCAUGAAGAAAUACAACUUUGAUGCGGCCUCUGCGAAUACAAUAAAUUCAUUGAUUUUUACAAUUUCGGCAUUCGCAUCUCCGAUCCUGGGCUUCGUGGUCGAUAAAACCGGAAGAAAUGUUUUCUGGGUUUUCAUCAGUAUUUCCGGAACAAUAGUCGCCCACGGGCUAUUGGCAUUUUCUUAUGCAAACCCUCAUAUAUGUAUGAUUUUAUUGGGAUUAGGAUACUCUAUGUUGGCCAGCAGUUUGUGGCCUCUGAUCGCUCUCGUUACACCUGAAUAUCAACUCGGCACAGCUUACGGAAUAGCUCAGGCGGUUCAGAACCUCGGACUCGCGGUCGUUUCCAUUUUAGCGGGCAUGAUAGUCGAUGCCGGCGGUUAUUUGAUGCUCGAAUUGUUUUUCCUCGGAUGGCUCUGGAUUUCGUUGAUCACGAUUGUCAUUAUUUGGAUAUCGGAUACAGCGACGACCGGCGGUUAUUUGAACAUGACACCCGGCGAGCGUGAAAAGUACGAAGCGCUUGUGCCGAGUCAGGAAUCCCUCGAGAGAGAAAAACUUCUCUCGAAUGAAUCGACGUCGGAUCUUUCAGCGGACGAUCUUUUACAGCCGCAAUCGGAUACACGAUUCAGGAAUCGGUAUUUGUCACGAAUCGGAGUCGAGCCACCGGCUCAAGUAAAAGGUCCGGUGUACCGACCAUUGCGAUGAUAAAACAACGUUAGUCUCAAAUUUUUCCAUUUCUUAUCCGUGUAAGUGUACAAAAGCCAAAACGGAAUUACCUUCAAAAACAAAAAAAUAUAUAUGUGUAUAUAAAAAAUAUAUAUGUGUGUAUGUUCGAGGGAGAAAAGCAUAGAAAAAAAUAUAGCUCACUGUGUCUUCCGGUCGCUCAGCGUUGAUCUGUGAUAAGUUUGUAAACUCUUACGAAGCAUAAACGAAAGCAUAACAAUAUCAAGAUGAAAUAAUAAAAGAAACACAAUCACCGAAUAUAAAUACUGUAAAUUCGACUCUGGACCAAAUUCUUUGAGUUUUCAGCACUUGAGUUUUCAGUCAAAGAUUUUAUUUAGUCGAAAGGUACUUCUCGUUGAAAGGUCAACAGAACUCUGAGAAAUGUUAGAAAUUUACGUGAAUGCAAUUCGUAACAUAUUACGAAACAUCGUCGUUAUCUGACUUUGAAUUAUUGUUUUUAUAAUAUGAUUAUUGAUUAAUCGAACACGAACAUAAUACUAUAAUAAUGACGAGAAUAAAUAUAUUUGAAUGUACAGUUCCAACCAUAAA